Messenger RNA from Mya arenaria, 555 nucleotides. RefSeq lists its product as uncharacterized. Lineage: Eukaryota; Metazoa; Mollusca; Bivalvia; Myida; Myidae. The transcript has 4 exons. The record is from RefSeq and is a predicted model, not a curated record.
AUGUUUUUAUCGCUGUCAAAAAUUCUAUAUACUCAUCAAUAUGAUCCGGCAAUUUGAAUGUCAACAGAGUAGACGUUUUCGGAAUUAACGAAGAAUUUUAUACACGGAUCGGUGUUUCCAAAACUUCAGGUUGUCAAAAAGGACGGUUUCUACUUUACUCUGAACGAUGCAAAACUUCAGGUGUACAGGCACUUGGAGAAGCUUGGUAAAUGUGGAAGUGCCGAGGUGGAAAUGGUGGGGCUUAAAGAAGUUCCAGAAGGUAUCAGACAGCUCAAGAAAGCCCCCGAAAAAGUCAAACGGCGUAGAAGUAAAACAAAAGAUGGCGGAAGGUAUACCGGUGUUUCCUCCUCUUCCACGAUAGAUAUUCCCGAUGCAGACACACUUGUGCUGGCCUCACGUGAUGACGUCAGUGAUGGUGACGAAACUUCUGGUGAAGAGAUUUCUGAUAUAAAUGAUACAGAUGAUACAGAUUCGGACUCUUCAGAUUGGAGUGAUGAAGGCGUCUCAGACACGGACAUACAGACAGACGAUGAUGAAAGGUCAAGGAUCAGCUAA